This is a messenger RNA of Amphiprion ocellaris (clown anemonefish), 11218 nucleotides long. Its product is annotated as CXXC-type zinc finger protein 5-like. NCBI's taxonomy places the organism in Eukaryota, Metazoa, Chordata, Actinopteri, Pomacentridae. Gene Ontology annotation, molecular function: zinc ion binding; methyl-CpG binding. The coding region runs from base 2225 to 3424 and encodes 399 amino acids. Gene Ontology annotation, cellular component: nucleus. The transcript has 3 exons. The record is from RefSeq and is a predicted model, not a curated record.
CACAUUUUCACACCGGCUGCACCGCACACACACUCUCCUCUCACUUUCAUUCACACAUUGUUGCGCACACAAAAGGCGGCGGACGAGGUCAGGGGUCGGGAUGAACGAUGGGCAGCGUUUCAAAAGCAGCAAGGAGAUGCUCUUUAGUUGACCACAGGAACAUUUUAACGGCCACAGGUUCCCAAUCUGCCUUAAAUUUAACUUUUAGCUGCUUGAGCUGCAGAAAACUUGUGGAAGAAGAUUAAAAAAAAAAGCAGGAGUGCUUUCCGUUCUGUCUUCGUUUUUCAGAAUAGUCUGACUGCAGUUCAUUAUCAAACCCUCUGCUUUGGGCAAGCAGAGAACCUCAAAGGGGGUUUAGCUGGUAAAGGGACACCAUGACAGAGACUUAUAUGUUUAAUGACCACUGGCCAGCACACGUAUAUUUAACUCAGAUUGUUGUACUAGUAACACAGCCUGAAGCAUGGUGGACUUUUGACAAAAACUACAAUGCUAUUAAAAGGGCACCAUGACAGAGACUUCUUUGGCGUUUAAUGACCUCUGGCCAGCAUAUAUGUUGGCCAGAUUUUUUUCCCUGUUAAAAGGGUGUUUUCCUUGCCACUGUCGCCUUUUGGCUUGCUCUGGGGGUCAGGCAUAUGGGUUCUGUAAAGCGUCUCGAGACAAUUUGACUGUAAUUGGCACCAUAUAAAUAAAAUUGAAUUGAAUUGAAUUGAAUUGAAUUGAAUUGAAUUGAAUAUAUGUAAAAUCUAGUUGUGAUCAAUUUGGAUAAUGUUGCUGUAUCUCAGGACUACAUCUAGUACAGAAUACCCUAGUUGCACUACAUUAUCUGGUAAAGGGGCACCAUGACAGAGACUUCUGUGGUGUUUAAUGACAUCCGACCAGCACAUAUGUUAAAUCUAUUCAACUCAGAUUGCUGUUCCACAGCUAUUCUGCUGUUGAGGGGAAAAUGCUCUGACGUAAUUCUUCAAAUCAUCUUGGGUGGUGCUAAGCGAAGGAUGAGGGUUGGGUGUUCCCUCAAAAUAGCAACAGGUGAAAUUGCUUUGGUGCUAUUGUUAAAAUGGACAGUCCAAUGUAAAAACCAUCUUACUAUAUGUAUUUUUGUUGCAAAGUGGAUUCUGAAAAUACACAGAAAGCAGAAGGAGAUUAACUAGUAACACAACCAGUAGCUAGUAAAAGGGGCACCAUGACAGAGACUUAUGUGGUGCUUAAUGACCUCCAGGCAGUGCAAGAUGCGAAAUCUAGUGAUCAAUGCUAUUUGGGGCGGCUGUGGCUCAGGUGGUAGAGCGGGUCGUCCAAUGAUCGAAGAGUCGGCGGUUCGAUUCCCGCUCUGUCCUAGUCAUGUGCUGUUGUGUCCUUGGGCAAGACACUUUACCCACCUUGCCUCCAGUGCUGCUACUCACACUGGGGUAUGAAUGCGUGUGAAUGUUGGUGGUGGUCGGAGAGGCCGUAGGCGCGGAUUGUCAGCCACACUUCCAUCAGUCUGCCCCAGGGCAGCUGUGGCUACAAAUGUAGUUUACCACCACUGAGUGAGAAUGUGUGAGUGAAUGAAUAAUGGAUUCAUUGUGAAGCGCUUUGAGUGCCUUGAAAAGCGCUAUAUAAAUCUAAUUCAUAAGCGCUUUGAGUGCCUUGAAAAGCGCUAUAUAAAUCUAAUCCAUUAUUAUUAUUAUUAUUAUCAAUGCUAUCCAAGUUGAGCACCCUAACGUUUUAUUUGGUGCUGACAUUGGGAUCAAGUUUUUUGCUCCUGAUCUGAUCUGAGUCAUUUAAUAUUUAUCUAUGCACUACAUUUUUCUAGAGAAAAUGUAGUACCCUGUUGGUGAAGUCUUUCAUCUCCUUCUGUAGCAACCAGACUAGACGGGUAAUUGUGUUGGCAAGCAGACAACAUUUAGCUUGUAAAGGCGCACCAUGACAAAGUCUUGUUGGACGCUUAAUUAAAAUGAAAAUGUACUAUGACUUUUUUUUUCUUUCUUUAAACUGAUCGUUCAUGUCUUGCAGUAUUUAGAGAAUUGUCCCAUCUCAUGUUGGAUACGUCCAUUGUCGGUUUCAGCAUUUCCUUGUGAUUGUGACUUGCAUUGACAUUUAUAAAUAAAUCUUUAAGGAUCAACAGAUGAUUCCCGUCUUUGUUUUCAUUCGCAGAGCAGAACGUGUCGACUGCAGACGACUAGUAGCUCGUGGUUAGCGGGCAAGCGUGUGUUUGUUUGUAUGCGUGUGUGUGAGCAUUGGUGAGGUCAUGUCGGGCAUGACGAGUGGCGUGUGCGUGGAGAGCGACCUCACCUCGAUGCUCCAGAGAAGCUCCGCCCCCUCGCACCAUCACCCAAAUCACCAUGGUUAUGGCGGACAGGGACAGGUUUCCAGUCUGGCGCCGAUGCUGGACUACACCACAGAGAUGGAUCGUUACCGCUCGUCCAUCGCCAGCUUCUACAAGACCAACGUCAACAUGAACAUGAACGUGACAAAUUUCCCCCAGUCCGCCAAGCUGGCGGCCCGUUUGGCGGCCGCCACGCCCAUCUUCCCUCCCGCCGCCGCCAGGCUGGGCGCCAUGGCGACGGGGCCCUGGGGCUGUCAUGACAACAUGAACAUGAACCAUCCGGCGACCAUGUUCUGGGGUCGACCCAAACCCGUGGCGACUGCGCCGGCGCACCACCACCACCAUCACCCCUCAGCAACGCCGGGUCACAUGACCUCCCCACAUCCCCACAGUACCAGCAUGCACCCGGGCGGUGGGGGGUCGGGAGGGGGCGGAGGUGGAGGGAGCAGCGAGGGGGGAGGAGCUGAAAAACACGGACACACCGCCUCACUUCCUGUUACGCAGGCGACAGCGCACCAUCACCCCAUGGCCCCGAAUGGAAACUUCCUGCCCGGUUACAGCAGUGGGACGGACUGCGGCGUCAUGAACAAGCAGGGACACGCCCACACGGACAUGAUGGGCCUAUCAGAGGGUGGCAGCUGCAAUGGGGGAGGGGUGAUGGGCAGCAGCUUCCUGGGGGGGCUGGGAUUACCCCCCGGGGUCAUCGUCAUGGCAAUGGGGUCGGCAGGGGGCGGGAUCUCAGACGCCAGCAGCGCCUUUCAGAUGACAGGCGGCCAGCGGGCGCUAACGGACUGCCAGCAGCACACCAACUCCUCCCCCUGCCCCUCGUCCUCCUCGCCCUCAUCGUCAGGGGUGACGGCGGGGGGCGUCUCCCUGUCGUCUUCGUCGUCCUCGUCGUCGGGUACCGUGGCGAAGAGGAAGAGGAAGCGGUGCGGCGUGUGCGGACCGUGCAGGCGGCUUAUCAACUGCGGCGUCUGCUCAUCCUGCCGCAACAGGAAGACGGGUCACCAGAUCUGCAAGUUCAGGAAGUGUGAAGAGCUGAAGAAGAAGCCGGGGGGAGGAGGAGUGUUGGAGCGGCCGCCGUCCGUCCCGACCGGCGAAGCUUUCCGGUGGUUCUUCUAGCCUUCCCUCUGACGACAACAGUCACAAGCAUCACACACGGACUACAAAAAUCAGCAAGAGGACUACAGCUUCUGGAACUGAACCAGAUGCAACAGGAUUACAGUUUCACACCGAGUGUAAGACAAUUUUAGAUGACAAAUCCCACCUCAGCUGGAAUAGGAAGUCUGCAGGAAACAGGAAGUAGAGGAGGAGGCAGUUUGGUCACGGGCAACGGUGCCACAAUUACAAUUAAUCCAUGAAAAACAGUUCUUGAAGAGAUGCACACAGGAAGUCCACAUGUUGGAAUAUUAUGGCUAGCUGGCUAGUCAUUUCUAGACUAGCAGGCUACCAUUUCUGCCAUACUUUUCGUGUUGUAUUCUUGGCAUGUUAUCAUUUUAUAGUUCCCGAAACAGCAACCUCCAAAGGUGUGACCCAGAUCACUGUUUGCAGGGACAUCAUCACUGCAUCCUGGGCUUAUCAUCACCUACAAUGAUCAUGAUUGGUUUAAAUUAAUUUUAAAAACCAGAGCAUUUCUCCCCUCUAUGGGCUCGUUAAGAUGUGACAUAUUGCACUUCCAGUGUUGUCAUUUCUGGAUCCUAGCAGCUGUUGUAUUGGUUGAGAAUGUCUUAAUAGGUCCAUGGCUAAAAUAAACACAGCUUUUCUACUCCACAGAAAGACAAGAAGAGAUCCCUGCAGUUGAUGAGGCAAGCUAAGAGGCCUAGAUAAGCUAGCUAGCUAGCUAUCUAAAAGACUGACAACUGACAUGCAGAUGUGGGAUCUUAGCAGGAAACACUCUGUAAAACCCAGGAACAUUAGCCACUUUCCCAGUAGUCGCUAAUGUUUGCUAGGUUAGCUAUUUAUUGUAGCACCAUAGCUAGCUAGCUUGAUAAACUUCACCUUAGCAGUGCAGCGCAGAGCAAAGACUGAUAAACGUCAAAAAGGCUAGCAUGGUAGUCUAAUCUAGCUAUCUUUUUUAGCUCUUGUGAAGGGCCCGUUACAAGAAAAACUCUAUAAAUGCAUAGUUUACUACAGGUGGUCUGACCCACUUUCUGCAGUUUUUGAGAAAAAUGGCGUCAAAGUUUUGUGUUUUCCAGAAUGCUCUAAUGUUCCACUGUAAUGAUAUAUUUGGGUCGUGGGUUAGACCACUCUGACACUAAAAUCUAGACCAUAAAAUAUUACAGAAAUUACAUAAAACUCAAUUCAGAUUUUUUGUGGAUUAGACCACUCUUCUUCUAACCCCCUCAUUUGUUGUCAACAGUAGGUGCUAAUAUCUGUAGCGAGUCAAAAAGAGAGGAGUGGACAGUAGGGUGAUGACUUUUUGACUUUUUUUUUUCAAAAAUUAUUUCCUGUAGCACUAAUGAAUGAACUUUUGCCUAUUAAUGAUUAAAAUGACAUUUAUUCUGUUGAAAUAUUGAAAAAGGUCACGCACAAACCACUUUGAAAAAAUCACUAUUACUAUCAAUGGGACUAAAUUCGUUAAGCCCAAAGAAGCAUUCACAAACAGUACCAAAUGCACCAACCAUAGAAAAGUAAAUGAUUCAAUGCCUUAAAAGAUAAUCUAAGUGUUGGUAGUUGUUUUGAAGUUGAUAAAUUCUGGCCAAAAAGCUGAUAAUUAAAAUUUUUAAAAUCAUUUUGUGCGUGAGGUUUUUUUUUUAUCAAAUCACCUUAAAAGUAAGAUUUUAUCUAAUCUUUAAUAAAAGUUCAUCAAAUUAUGAUACAGGGAUAUGAGGUUGUAAAAAAGUCAUCACCCUAGUGGACAGAUCCCAGGUUCCUCCAGUGAUGUUUGCUUUUUGGAUCUGUACUAGCGUUUGGACGUCAUCAGACUAAACAAGCAGAUAGAUCAGUCUUUGUAGCCGGGCGUUGCCAAAAAAAUGCAAAAUAGUCUGGAGCUUGGUGCUUUGUUUUCAAUUUCCAAUGAAUUUUAUCAGCAAAAUGUCUCUGAUAGACAAACAACCAAUCAGAGCAACAAAAUGUGACAUCAAAUAUACCAUCAGCCUUCAUCGUUUUAAACCCGCCUUACGUUGGAAUUAUGCAGAACUUUAAGCCUCAUUACAAUUUAAAUGUGUGACUUACAGAAAUAUUUUCUCUUGUCAGUUGUCAGAAAUAGUUAAAUUAGCUCUAGAGACCAAAACUGGUUCCUGUUCCAGGCUGUAAACUUGUUUAUUUCUGCUAUAAAGUUGGAUGUUUGAACAUCUGAGUGGACUGACUCAACCUCAAGUGGACAGUUAAGGAACUACAGUUUGGAAGUCGCUGCUUUAGUCAGAACUUAUUCGGUAAAGUUAUUCCGUCUCCCAUGAAGCAUAUUAACUCUUUUUCAAAAUGUAAAAACUUUUUUGCACAAUUGAGGAAGUUCUUUUUUGAAUUUUCAGUCAAUUUUUCCCAGUGCAAUAUUUCAAAACAAGCUCAUCAUAUGCAAGAAAGUCGAGAUUUUCAGGCAUGUUUGUGGGUUGUGCAACAAGACGAAGUAGAACAUUUCUUUCCCAAACUAGGAAGUUGCCAUUUGGCUUUCAACAGUCGAUAUUAGACUCUUUAUCAUGUUUGUUUAGGUCAUAAAACACGCUAAUGUUUUAAAAAGUGUUGAUGGAACCACAGAGCUAAAGGUGGACCUGUAUACCUCAGCCUGAUGUAGCUUAUGUAGCCUCGGUAGGUCUGUGGCCUACUAGCCGAGUCCAUUGAUCGGUUUUAUGUCAUCAAACCAAAACCAUCAGUGUUUGGGAGCCAAAUCUAGUAGCCAACGCUGUUAUUUCAGUGUGUCGGAUAGACAUUUAACUAGCAUUUAGACAAACAGACUCAGCAGAAACCCAAAGUUGAAGUAUUUCCUGUUUCCUGUUAGCAGCUUUGACGUCAACCGCUAAGUUCUAACUACAAAUUUAUUUGGUUUGGUACUUAACUGAGCAAAUUCUAUUUAAAUUAUAUGGAUCUCCACCAUCCUGUUGAAUCUCCACCAGCUGUGAUAAAUUGUCUCCUCCCUCCUCUUCCUCUUCCUCCUCUUCCUCCUGGCAAAACCCCAUUGUAGCCAAACCAGGAAGAUUCAGGACUCAACCGCAGAAACAAUUAGUUCGACCAAAACCUCAAAGGACAAACUUCACCAAGGCGGGAGUACAAACCGACCUCGGCAGGACGUCAUCCAGGACUGUUAUUAAAGGACUACAACGUCACCACAGUAGGACUACAACUACCACAUCACUGUUAUCUGUCUCUUCUGUCUACCUCCUCCUCGAGAACUUUAAAAGCACCUUGACUGAUUUUUACUGGACCGGUUCUCAACUCUGUCCAUGGUCCGGAGCUAAUCGGCCUCCUGUGGGAUCUGGUGUUUGUUUCAUUUCCUCCGCUGCCUAAAGGAGUUGUCCAACUUCAUUUCAUUUGUCUGGACUUCAAUGGAAAGUUCUCAGGGCGCAGUCACUCUCACAGUUGAACUGGAAAAAACUCACUUUUGUAUUUGCAUGAAAGGUGACAGUGGAAAGUUCCUGUCUUCGCUAAGAUCAGUGUUUUAUUUAAGGAGGAAACACUCUUUGUUGUUGGAGUUUGAAUGUCGUCUCUCGAUUGGGCACUAAAAUGUUCUAAAGACCCUCUGCAGGACCUUGAAGAGAGUUCAGAACCGGUUUCCUGUGUCGUUGUUCCAUGUGGUGACCAAAAGGAAACCAGACGGGAGAAUCGGUGUGAGAACCUUCGAAUCCUCCGAAGUUCUGAGCUGAACUCUGGGACUAAAAGGAACCAAACUGAUGAGAACAUUCCACACUAAAAACAUCAUUUCCAACACGUCUGUGAGUGUAACUUUGAUGUGACAUCAUCACUUUAGCAUUCAGUUCUUCAGGCAGCUUCAUUAACAACUGUUUUGUUUUGAAAUGUUUACGGUGAAUUGGAAGCAAACUUUUGAAAUGUGAAUUAGGCAUGUUUCCAUUAACUACUUUGGAAGGAAUAAGCUUGGGUGUGUGGUGUUGUCAGAACGUGGCGCUAUGAACAGAGUAGUAGAAGAAGUCGGAAAACAAAGCUAGUUUUGGUCCAAUGGCCAAAGAAUCAAACUUUAUCUAGUAGCGAGAGAACACCUUCUUUCAGAAUCAGAACUCUUUAGAUAAAUUGAAAACCCACCUCAAGUUAGUGUAAAAACUUUUCCCCCCAAUUUAUGCCAUUUCCAUUCCAGUGUUUUCUAAAAAAUGCUCCUAAAAUGUGCUUUGGGUGUGUUUUACCCACUGAAGUGCAGUCAGACCAUUCUACGCAGCAUUAUGUAGAACAAUCUGACUCACUUUUGGAGCCUCAAGUGGACAUUUGAGGAACUGCAGUUUUCAAAAAUCAACUCAAGCGAGCAUAAAAACUUGUUUUUUGUGAAAUUGAACACGUUUUUUUCAAAUGUUGCCAUUUCCGUUAAUGUUUUUUAGUACAAUACUUAAAAACAUGCCGAUGGAAACACUCGUGGUGACGGACCAGUUGCAGGUGGAGAUUUUGCCUCUUUGGCGGCCAGACUCAUGAAAGAGAUUUUAAUUGGGUUUUCUCUGUAUGAAAAAGCAAAAACGUCGAAAGAGGUUAAAAAAUUUUCUACAAAAAUGUUUUUUUGUUUGUUUUGCUGUUGCCAUUAGCCUUUUCCAGCACUAUACAUCAGAAAAAAUUAUUUCCGUUGCCCUUACAAUGCAUGAAUCCUUUUUGAAAAAGUCAAAAACCACCUCAAAUUUAGUGUAAAAACUUUUCCCCCCAAUUUAUGCCAUUUCCAUUCCAGUUUUUUUCUCAUCCGGUAUGUCUAAAUGUGCAUAAAAUGUGUUUUGGGUGUGUUUUACCCACUGAGGUGCAGUCAGACCAUUCUACACAGCAUUAUGUAGAACAAUCUGACUUGCUUUUGGAGCCUCAAGUGGACAUUUGAGGAACUACAGUUUUUGGUGUUUACAGAUGUUGCUACUUGGUCAGAACUGAUUCAGAAAAACUGUUUCCCUUUAAGGGCGUCCUUCAAUAAAGGGCAAAAAUCAACUCAAGCCAGCGUAAAAGCUUGUUUUUUUGCCAAAUUACACACAUUUUUAUCAAAUUUAGUGUUUCCUUUUUUUGAUACAAUACUUAAAAAUGUUGUGAUGGAAACACUGGUGAUGAUGAACCAGUUUCAGGUGGAGUUUUUGACUCAUGGAAAAAUUCAUUUGGUUUUCUUUUACGAAAAAAGCAAAAAGAACCCACAUCAAAUGAGGGUAAAAACUGUUGCGAUUAGCCCUUCCGAUGCGAUACAUCAGAAAAAGCUAUUUCCUUCACCUUUAAAGUUUAGAAAAAGCCAAAAAAAAACACUUCAAGUUAGUGUAAAAACUUUUUUGUGAAACAGAACUUUUUAUCAAACUUUAAGAAUGGAAAGAGUGGAAAGUCGUGAAUAAAAGACAUUAUCUGGGUUGUCCAACUCAGCAUAAAGUUUAAAAUUUACUGCUAAAUAGUCUUUUAAAAUUAAACCAAGUGGAGGUUUGAUGAACUGCACUUUUCGGCUGUUUAUUUUCAUUUAGGGAGUUGCUGCUUAAUUAGAACUUAUUAUUUUUCUAAACCAUCUGAAGCUAGGGACUUUUUCCCCCCUUAUGUUGAGGUUUACGGUCACAAUUUCGCCCCUAGUGGCAGCUCCACUGAACUGAACCAUGGUGUGGGUGGUGUUCGGGAGGAAUCGGGACGAGUUUUUCAAAUUUAGCUGAUCAAAGCAACACGAAGCAAAUAUUUCAGGUCGGUCCAUCACCUUUAAAGGACAAUAACUCUUCUUGAAAAAGCUCAACCUCAAGUGAGUGUACAAAUUUUUUUUGUGAAACUGAAGUUUUCUUAUUUUUAAUUUUCCGUUUCCUUCAAACGUUUUAAAUGUGCUGGUUGAAGGAAAGGUGUAAGUAAAAGAUAGUUAAUUGGUCGUCUAGUUUUACCUAAAGUCGAAAUUUCCGUCCUAAAAUAGUCUUUUAAAAUGAAACCAAGUGGACGUUUGAGGAACUGAACUCUUUUGCUUUUUAUUUUCAUUUAAGAAGUCACUGUUUUAAUUAGAAAGACUAAAAGUGCAGUUCUUCAAAUGUCCACUUGGUUUGAUUUUACUAUUUUAGCAGCACAUUUUCUGAUUGAUGUUGAGUUGGACGACCCAGAAAAUGUCUUUUAUUCAUUACUUUGUUUCCACCAUAACAUUUCAAAAGUUGGAUGCAAACGGAAAAUUACAAAUAAAAAAGCUUCAGUUUCUCAAUAAAGUUCGUAUAAGUUUGUACACUCACUUGAGGUGGUUUUCGACUUUUUCAAGAACAGUUAUUGUCCUUUAAAGACGAUGCAACGACCUGAAAUAUUUUUUUCGUGUUGCUUUAAUUGUCUACAUUUGAAGAACUCGUCCAGAUUCGUUAUGAUUCGGUUCAGCUCAGUGGAGCUGCCACUAGGGGGCGCAACGUGAAGUUACUGCAUGUAAAUGUCAACCUGAGGUUCAUUCUAGAAUCUUCAUCUGGGAACAAAAUGUUCUGUUCAGCGUCGCCACGUUUCCACCAGCGGUUUUGAAGCGUUGCGGUGGAAAAAUUCGAUUAGAAAAAGCAAAAUACGGAAAAAAAAGCCACAAAGAAAUGACUGUCCUUAAUUACUCAAAACAGUUUUCAUGCUAGCUUGAGGUGGUUUUCGAACAUUUAGAAAAAAAAAAUUAUGCGCUUCAAUCGAGACUUUGUGGUCUUGUCAGGAAAUACUUUUUUCUCCUUAUUUUGAGGUUUAGUCUCCAUUACGCCCCCUAGUGGCAGCUCCACUGAACUGAACCUGGACCAGUUUUUCAGGGCCGUUUUAACACAACUUCUGACUGUGAGAACGUCUUUCAGGACAGUUUUUGUGGAGCUGUUGCAUCUCGUAGCUGCUGAGACGUUUAACGAAUCCUGAGUGUUGAGUUGGACGACCCAGAAAAUAUCUUUUAUCGCGACUUUCUUUCCACCAUCGCAUUUCAAAAGUUUGAUGGAAACAAAAUUAAAAACAAAAAUUUCAGUUUCACAAAAAUGAUUGUACACUCGCUUGAGGUGGUUUUUGACUUUUUCAAGAACAGUUAUUGUCCUGUAAAGGCGACACAACGGCCUGAAAUACUUUCUUCGUGUCGCUUUAAUCGGCUACAUUUGAAAAACUUGUUCAGGUUCAGUUCAGUGGAGCUGCCACAAGGGGGCGCAAGGCAAAGUCGCUGCAUGUAAACGUCAAACCGAGGUUCAUUCUAGAAUCUUCAUCUGGGAACGAAAUGUUGCUGUUCAGCGUUGCCACGUUUCCACCAGCACAUUUUGCAGCGUUGUGCUGGAAAAGUUCGAUUAGAAAAAGCAAAAUAGGAAAAAAAAAUGACUGUCCUUAAUUGCUCAAAACAGUUUUCACACUAGCUUGAGGUGGUUUUCGAAUAUUUAGAAAAAAAAGCACUUCAAUGGAGACUUUGCGAUCUUGUCAGGACGUAUUUUUUUCCCCUUAUUUUGAGGUUUAGUCUCCAUUACGCCCCCUAGUGGCAGCUCCACUGAACUGAACCUGGACCAGUUUUUCAGGGCCGUUUUAACACAACUUCUGACUGUGAGAACGUCUUUCAGGACAGUUUUUGUGGAGUUGUUGCAUCUCGUAGCUGCUGAGACGUUUAGUUUAACUGAUCAUUGGGUGAAGAUGAGCUGCGGCGCCACCUGCUGGUAAAGACAGAAAACCAUCCUGAUGUCACGUCAAAGUUUGUGCACCUGCAGACAUGUUGGCUUUAAUUUUGGAGUACCGUGAGGAAACCAAGCCCCGCCCCCUCCCUGUGAGGCGUGUGAGGAGGGAGGCGUGUGCUUGGCGUGUCCGUCCUCCCCCUCAUGUGUUCUGUCUCCGUGACCUCCUCAUGUGCUGAAUUAUAAUAAAGCGUUUCAAAGAUGA